Paramecium octaurelia is the source of this 2208-nucleotide messenger RNA. The record is from the annotation of a GenBank genome assembly. NCBI's taxonomy places the organism in Eukaryota, Ciliophora, Oligohymenophorea, Peniculida, Parameciidae.
AUGUCUUCACAAUACCCCAAUUACUUGGACUAUGAAGAUGACUACGAAAGACACUAUCAGAAACUCACCAAAGGGCCCUUCUUAGACGAAAUCUCCAUGGAUGAAGCAGAGUCUUACUUCUAUGUAUUAACAUCAAUAAUAUAUCAUAGUACAACAUCAUCACCACCAAUCUUAUCAAUUACACCUUCAAGUACAUCCAAAGCUAAAUCCAUAAGAACAUCACUCUUGAAACCUACAUAGUUUAGCACCCCACCCAAUUCGAAGAAAUUAGAACCAGAAUUCCACAAUUUGCUAUUGUUAUUACUUUUAAGGGAAUGAAAUACGGAGGGAUGCUUUGGGAUACUUUGAAUGAAUAGAUAUUCCUUAUCAAUGGAAAUUCUUAACUUGAAGAUGCUUUUACAGAUUAACAGAUAUAUCACAUUAAAUCCUAUUCGAAAGAUCUUCUCUCUGUUAUUGCUGCAGUAUUCAUUCGAAUCUUAAACAAUAAGAGUAAAGAUUUAUCGAAGAUUGAUUCAAUCUUUCAAGAAUGCAUAGAUCACGCUCUCAUCAAAUGGGUUUUACUAAAAUAAUAUCGAAUCAAAUAGAUGAAAUAAAAGGGCGAGUCAUAUUCAAGAAUUUUAGAUGACAAUUUCUUAAAGGAAAUUAAUUCAUCAUAAAGUCAUUCAAAUUUAAAGUCGAAAAAGUAAACAUACUUAUUACCUUUGACCUAAAUGAAUAAUCAAUCCAAAUCCUUCUCUGAAUUGGCUUAAGCAGACAAUCAACCUGAAAAUAAAAGGAGACAACCUACAUCCCAAUCAAGACACAGAUCUUUACUCAAAAUUGAUAACCAACCUAAUUUAGGUUAAGUAUAAAAAUAAGAAUUAGUAUAAAAUUAGGAGCAUGGAUAAAAAUAAGCAUAUGGAUAACAAUAGGGAUACUAAUAAAAAUAAUAAGACUUAAUGUAAAAAUAGGAAUAUCAAUAAAAAUUAGAAUAAGUAUAGACAUAAAAAUAGGAACAAGAAUAAAAAUAAUAAAAUUAUAAAUAAAAUUAGACACUUUCACUUAAUAAAACUCCCAAGUCUUAUAAAAUUAAUAUACAAGAACCCUCAAAUGAUAAUAUUGAUCUUAUUAAAGAGUCCAUUUCAGUAAAAGACUUUCUUGAUGGUAUGAAUAAUUUAAAACAGCACAUUGUCAAUAAAGAUCCUAAGGAUUAAAAUAUUGCAACAACCUAUCCCUAUUACAGUCCUGAAUAAGUACUCAAAUUAAAGUUUGAUGAUUUAGAAGGUAUGUUAUAGGAUCAAGUAAAAGGGAAGAAAAACAGUAUGAAUUACGCGAAGCCAAUCGAGAAGCUACUGCAUCUCUUAAAAUAUUAUUCAAAAUACAACCCCUAUCAAUAUGAAAUCAUCGUCAAUCAAUAUUCUGAUUUCAUUCAAGAUAAAGUAUUACCUACCAUUAUUUAAGCUGUUAGAGAACAUGGGCUUGCCAAGAGCUGUAUAGAAUACUCACAAAACAUUUUAGUCUUCUCCCAUCCCAACCUCUAAAUCUAUAGGGAGAGACUAGAAAAUGGAUCAAGAUCCAGUUAUUGAUCUGAAGAACAAUUAAAAGAUCUAUUUGACGGAGUAUAAUCAGCUGAAAGACUCCUUAAUUCUAUCUUAGAACUUAAUGGAUAUUUAUUUCAAGUAUUUGUAGGAAACAUUUUAGAGAGUUCUAAUACUGCCUUUAGAAUUUUAUUAGAUUUUGAGCUAGAAUGUGGUCAAGUAAAGAAACAUCAAUAAAUAGUUAGGGCAAGAAGUUUUACGGAUCGAUAUUAAGGGAGAAACAACACAAUAUUUGAUUUAUUUGAUUAGAUUUUCAUUCCAAUCUAGUUAACUAAGAAUGAGUAUGUGUGUGUGUACAUAGAUUUUAAUUAUAAAAUAAUGUAUUACAUUAACACUUUAGAGAGAAAUGAGAGUAGAGCAUUAAUUUAUAAUUUUUAGGGAAGUUUCCAUUGCGCGUAGAAAUAUUAGAUAUGCCCAUAAUGUAAUUUAUUGUAAAAUUUAUAAAAAAUGAAUACAAUGUUAAGGUCAUGAAAUCGUUUAAUAUUUUAAAUUGGAGUAUUUUUAGUAUUGAUAACAUUUGAAAGAAUUUGUGGAAUUUCAGAACGAAUAUGCUCAAGAUAUCACUCAUAGCGGUUUAGUGCUGGUGUACAUUAUUGAUUCGAUUUGCAAUCAUGAAAAUGUAUUGGGAAAC